This is a messenger RNA of Cheilinus undulatus (humphead wrasse), 2521 nucleotides long. Its product is annotated as piggyBac transposable element-derived protein 4-like. The transcript has 2 exons. The record is from RefSeq and is a predicted model, not a curated record. Lineage: Eukaryota; Metazoa; Chordata; Actinopteri; Labriformes; Labridae. The coding region runs from base 1217 to 2296 and encodes 359 amino acids.
UGAGUGUUUGUCAUCAUAGUUAACUCAUUGGCUGCCAAUGACGUCUAUCGACGUCAACUAGGUUUUUCAACAGGGCGGGCUAGGAGGCAGUCUGGUGGACCUUGUGUGUAAGAAUCAUCCUCAUAUCUGCAUUAAAAAUGAGGAAGAACGGAGAAGACAGCGAGAAGACAGAGGAUUGGAAAAAAGGAGAAUAUUGGAAAGAGUAUCAAGAGGACGGUGAGGAUUGUAAAUGCGGAAGGUGGCGUUGGAAAGACGGAGAGGAUCGACAGAAAAAUGGCGCAAUGUUUGAAAACAGACAAGUAUAGGCAGCUCACACUCGAACAGAGCAUGUGUCACCGUGGUAGUUCAUCUAGCAAGAGAGUCGCGAUCGUGAGAAAAGAUGGCGGAGAACAUGGAGAAGAGCUGCAAGUGAAGCCACGGAGACAACGGACGCCAUCUAAAAAACACACCGACGAACAACCCGGACCGAGCGGGGAAGCUCGGCGAAGCUUGCGGUACCUUUCUGCUUCACCACAGCCCAGCCCAGCCAACGAGUCCGGGUCAGCUGCGAACCUGACCCGGAUUCGUCAGAUGAGUGGUUGCUGUCCGGAUCCACCGCGAGCAGCAGAGCCUCAUCCCCAGACGCGCAUGAAAUACACAAAGGAGGUUGUGCAUCGAGCAGAGAUCCCACGCCCACUCCUGUUGGCAGUGCGAAGAAGAAAGGUUUAAAAAAAAAAAAAAAGUAUUUUUCUCCACAAAACACCGCAGAAAUAAAAAUGUAUUUUUAUGGUAAUUGUAUAUAUUUCUAUAAUUUACAGGUGGUGCACUGAGCAGUGGUCAUGGGCAAGGAGGUGGCAAGCUGCCCUCAGCUGCAGAUUCUGGCUGGCAUGAGGGGGACUGGCAACCAAAUAAAGUCCCCUUCUCUGCAACCCCUGGACCCCAGAACGCUGCCGCGGAGCUGGAUUCCAACCUGCCAGCUGACUUCCUGGAGCUCUUCCUGACUGAUGAGCUGCUCCAACUUAUUGUGGAACAGACCAACCUGUACGCAAGUCAGUAUAUUCAAGCACACCCUGACAGCCUACCAUAUAGUAGAUGUAAUGCGUGGAAACCAGUGUCUGUCCCAGAACUGAAAACCUUCUUUGGACUCAGUUUUCUCACUGGAUAUGUCAAAAAGCCAAACCUUGAACUAUAUUGGAGUGUAGAUGAGGUAGAUGCAACACCCUAUUUCAGCCGUACUAUGUCAAGAAAUAGAUUUCAAUUUAUAUGGAAGCUCCUUCAUUUCAACAAUAAUUCAUCACAGGAUGGGACUGACAGAAUGUGCAAAGUCCACCCAGUGUUAGAUUAUGUUGUGGAAAAGUUCAAGGAAAUGUAUCAGCCAGGGCAAAACAUUUGCAUAGAUGAGGGUAUGAUGCUGUGGCGGGGGUGCCUGUCUUUCAGGGUGUACAACCCACAAAAGCCCAUGAAAUAUGGGAUAAAAUCCUAUAUAUUGUGCGACUCUGCCACAGGGUACUUCUUCAAUAUGCGGCCUUAUGUCGGGGAAACUAGUACUCUGCCAGAGAUAGUUUUCACUCUCCUUGAUCAUCUUCCAGGUCAUGGUUAUACAUUGUAUAUGGAUAAUUUCUACAAUUCCACAGAACUGUGUGAGCGUCUCCUGAGAGUACAGACCAAUGUCUGUGGAACACUGAGGAAGAAUAGGGGGGAACCUAAGAUCAUCAGGGAGGUGACAAAGACUGACCUGGGGGGGGUUGUGCUGCAAAAUAAAAGGGUGAUGGUAGUAGCAUGGCGGGACAAACAGUUGGUGAAGAUGGUGACAACCUGCCACCAAGGGAGGAUGCAGAGUGAUGUGUGGCAGAGGGGAAAUAAAGAAAAGGUUUCUCUGCUAAAGCCAGAAUUUGUUGUUGCGUACAACUCCUCCAUGAAUGGGGUGGAUAAGUUAGACCAGAACAUCGCAUACUACCCUUUCAUCCGGAAGUCCCUCAACUGGUCCAAGAAGUUUGUAGCCUAUCUCUUUCAAAUAUGCAUGUUUAACGACUAUGUCCUCUACAGGGCUAGAAACCCAGGGGAGUGUAAGACUCUCUUGGAGUUCAUGCGAAGGGUAGUGAAGUCCUCUAGUAGGCUAGAUGGACAGAUAGGAACACACCAACUUGAACUCCUGCAGUCCACCAGCAGGAAGUCGAGACCAGCAAGAAGGUGUAGGGUGUGUACACGCAGGGGCCAACGCAGUGAGACCAAAAUGUGGUGCAAGUCCUGUUUUGUCCCUUUGCACGCAGGAGAAUGUUACACAGCUUAUCACACUAAGCUGAACUAUUCUGUGUAGGGGUAUAAGCACACACACACAUGCACACCCCCACAUGCACACACACAUGCCCACACACCCCCACACACACACACACACACACACACACACAGCAUGGAUUCGCUGUAGCUGCGACAGCAUACAUCCUGUACAAAGGUUCAUGAAUUUUGUCAAAUGUAAAAAUUGUUUCAUUUUGUAAUUUUCUUGAUGAAAUUAUUGCUCCACCUAUGGGUGAAUCAAGGUUAU